GCGGGCACGUUCCUGCUGCUGCGUCUCCUGAAUGUGUCCCAGGUCUUGUUCAGCGUUACACAUUUUUUUCUCCAAGAAUACCACCCAGAUACCUGCCCCAGGGCUCAAUAUUGGGGAGUAUUUGAAGGACCCAGAAGGGUACCAGUUGGCUUUUGGGAGAGCUGCUUUGGAGAUGGAAGGAAAUAAAUGGCUGUCCAUCUUGUCUUACCUCUUGGAGGACCCUUCUGUGGUGCUGAUGAAUUGAGGCUGUCAAAUGGAACUGGCCCAUGCUCUGGAAGAGUGGAAAUAAAACAUAAUGAGAAAUGGGGAACUGUGUGUGAUGGUGACUGGACCAGAGAAGAUGCUGACGUUGUUUGUAAGCAGCUACGAUGUGGCUAUGCUGUUCAGGCCCUGAACCGAGCUCCUUUUGGAGAAGGGUCUGGACCAACGUGGUUGUAUCGAGUGGAUUGCCGUGGUGAUGAACCAGCCCUCUGGAACUGCUCACACAGAGGGUGGGGUGUUUUCACCUGCCCUCAUUACUUUGAUACUGGAGUGAUCUGCUCAGGUUUCUCCAUGCUGCAGCUGACUGGAGGGGACACUGUCUGCUCAGGACAGCUGAAAGUAAAGCAGGAAGAAACCUGGGCUGCAGUCUGUUUUUCACAGAUAAAUUUCUCAACUGCCUCUGUUAUAUGUAACGAGUUACAGUGUGGCCAGGCAGUGGAUAUCAUGAGAGGAACUCACUUUGGAGACAGACAUGAGCUGAUCUGGCAGGAAGACUUUCACUGUGUAGGGAAUGAAAGUCACCUUGCACACUGUCCCAGGAUGCUGAGCCAUAGUAAGACGUGCUCUCACGAUGCCACCGUUGUAUGUUCAGGCUACGGUGGGUACAGGCUGGCAAAUGGCAGUACUUCAUGUUCAGGGAGAGUGGAGCUGCUUCAUGGAGGCACGUGGGGAGCCCUGUGUGACUAUCUGUGGGAUCUGCAAACUGCCAAUGCCCUCUGCCAGCAGCUGGACUGUGGACUUGCCCUACUGAUACCAGGUGGACAGUCCUUUGGGAAAGGAAAUGGGUCUGUCUGGAAUGGGACAUCCAGCUGCAAGAACAGAUCGUGCCUGAGAGACCACCCUGUGAGGCUGCUGGGUCACCAUGAGUGCCCUCCUGGAAAACAUGCUCAUGUGGUAUGCUCAGGGUGCUCAGGGGGCAGGCUGGUGAAUGGCACCACCUGCUCUGGCAGAGUGGAGAUUCGCCAUGGAAACACAUGGGGAAGACUCUGCCACUCCCACUGGAAUGUGCAAGCUGCCAGCGUCCUCUGUCACCAGCUGAAUUGUGGCUACGCAAAGUCCAUCCAGACAGGAGAGCGUUUUGUGGAUGGGGAUGGGCCUGUAUGGAGAGAUGCUUUUCACUGUGAAGGGACAGAGUCCUGCCUGUGGGACUGCGCUCAAGUGACUUUGGGCAAUCCAAGCUGUUCAGCCAGAGAAGCAGCCACUGUUAUUUGUUCAGGUCCCUCAGAGUCACUCAGAUUCUCCGGUGGUGAGAGCCGCUGUGAUGGGCGAGUGGAGAUCUUCCUCCACGGCACGUGGAGCAGAGUCCUGGAUGAUGACUGGGACAUGCAGGAUGCUCAUGUGGCAUGCAGACAGCUCCAGUGUGGAACUGCUGAAAAAACCUAUUACCUCCCAAGGUCUGAGCGAGGCAUGGGUCUGGUUGGCUUGAGAAGUGUCCAGUGUGGUGGAAAUGAGACUCAGCUGCUGCACUGUAAGACCUCUCCUUCUUGGACAGCACCAGCGGGAGUUGCUGAAGACAUUGGUGUGGUUUGCUCUGGGAGCAGGCAGGUCAGGCUGGUGAACGGAACAAACCGCUGUGCUGGGAGAGUAGAGCUUUACCACCAUGGUGUCUGGGGCACCGUCUGUGAUGAUAACUGGGAUCUGUCAGAUGCUAACGUGGUUUGCAAACAGCUGGGAUGUGGACAUGCCAUCAAGGCAUUUGUGUCUGCUCAUUAUGGUGAAGGCACAGGACAGAUCUGGCUGGAUGAUGUGAACUGCACUGGGGCUGAAUCUGAUCUCUGGGCAUGUCGCUCUAGGGCAUGGGGCCAGCACAACUGCCAACACAAAGAGGAUGCUGGAGUUCUGUGCUCAGAGUUCCUGGCUCUGAGGCUGGCGAAUGGCAGUGAGUGUGCUGGGCGCCUAGAGGUGUUCUACAACGGGACGUGGGGCAGCGUCUGCUCCAACCGCAUGUCUCAGCUGGCUGCAGGGACUGCCUGCAAGCAGCUGGGCUGCGGCCACGGCGGUGAGAUCACCAGUGACUUCAAAUAUGGCAGAGGUUCUGGGCCCACGUGGCUGGACCACAUUGAGUGUACCAAGGAGCACAGCUCUCUCUGGCAGUGCCAGUCAGACCCCUGGAACCCUCAGUCAUGCGAUAACCGAGCAGAGGAGACCCACAUUUCUUGCUACGGAAGAAAAGAGGGAAUAUCUCCAGCCACAUUUGCUGAGUGCCCAAACUCUUCAAGCUGUUCAGACAGGGAGAAGUUACGAGUCACAGGAGGAGAGGAUGGAUGUUCAGGCAGAGUGGAGAUUUGGCACCAAGGCUCCUGGGGAACAGUCUGUGAUGAUUCCUGGGAUAUGGCAGAUGCUAAUGUUGUAUGCAAGCAGCUGGGUUGUGGAUUUGCUGUGUCUGCUCUGAGUGAAGCUGCCUUUGGGGAAGGGACUGGUCCCAUCUGGUUGGAGAAGGUGCACUGCAAAGGAACAGAGCUGUCUCUCUGGGACUGCUCUGCCCAGCCCUUGUUCAGCAAAAACUGUGAUCACAAGGAAGAUGCUGCUGUGAAUUGUUCUGGCAUGACAGAAACAACAGCAUCACCCACUAGAGCAGAUCCUCCCCAACACCGAGCAGCAGACAGCACAAGAAUUUCAACACCUGUCAUCAUCUGCAUUAUCCUGGGAGGCCUUCUCUGCCUGGUCCUUGCCAUUCUUGCUGGACAGAUCCAAAGAGCCAGGGCACAGCAGAGAGGCUCCAGACUAUCCUAUGACCCCUUCUCUGAGGCUGUCUAUGAAGAGAUCGACUACAACCUAAGGAGGGAAAAGCAAGAUUCUUAUUCAGAGUACUCAAAUGCAAAGGCACAGUUUUAUAGUGGGGACAGUGAUGAAGAAAAUGGCCCUGGAGCAACUCAAGAGGUCUCUCCACUACCUAGAAAUGCCCUGGAAGAUGGUUAUGAUGAUGUGACAGAAGCUCCUGGACUUAAAGAUGCUUCCCUUUCUGGGCAGAGAGAACAGAAAAUCAUUGAGAUCCCUGAAGAAAGCAACAUAAACAAGGAUUCACAGAGAGACUGGAGUUCAAACGUGUCAGGAAACAGGACCUCUGAGGCUGACAGAUGUUCAUCACCUGCUCUUGAAGACACAGGCUAUGAUGACAUUGAAGAGUUAGGACAGCAAUGACCUGCUGAGUUGUACUGACCACCUCUGCAAACACAUCUCUCCUUCUGAAAUGCUAAUGGGGUACCAGUAGGACCAGAACAGCCUGUACUCAGUGUUAAUUUACCCACAUUAGAGUGCUUUGCAGAGAAGCCAGCACAUACUUAGCAGAUAAACAAGAAUGGCUGUUAAGAAUAUAAUUUCAGUAUCCCUUACAAUUUCUUGUUGACAAAACUGCCUGGAAGCAUUUUGCUUUUUAUCUCUAAAUAUUUUCAUUGAGAGAUCAGGAUAGAUUGGAUCAACGCGCUUAGGUCACUUGCAAGAUGUUUAAUAAGGCCAUGUGUGGGUCCUGCAUUUUGAUUACAACAACCCCAUGGAACACUAAAGGCUUGGGGACAAGCAGCUGGAAAGCAGCCUGGCAGAAAAGCACCUGCAGGUGCUAGCUGACAGGAGAUGAAGAUGAGCCAGCAGUGUGCCAGGUUCUGUAUCAGAAUUUGUAUGGCCAGCAGGAGUAAGGAAGGGAUCGUGCCCUUGUACUCAGCACUGGUGAGACCACAUCUCAAGUGCUGUGUCCAGUUUUGGACAAUGUCAUUUUAGAAAGCCGUGUGAAAUGGCACAUUUCCUUUCUGAGGGGAGAUGUAUGAUCAGUCAACAUAGUUUCAUAGAUGAAAAAUAUUAAAGACAAACAAUUCUACUAUAACGAGCACCUAUUGUUCUAGCACACAGAAGUUUGAAAACAACCAUAGUUCUAUGCUGGAAUCAUAAUUCCAACAUUUAAAAUCUGUUGUUUGAAGUUAGAUGCACUCAUGUUUUAACUUCUGAAGAGGAACAGGCCUUUGCUUAUAGACUUAUAAAACACAGUGGGAAAUGCCUAUCCAAGAGCUGAAUUUGGCCCAGCAUAUUCAAUACGAUUUGUUGAUAUGAGGGAGGAAAUAAAGGUCAAAGAGCUGCACCUGGAGAUGCAGCUACUGCAUAGAGCAAAUACUCAAUGGUGGCAGGAGGUUGUAAGGAAGCACACUACAUGUCCAGAUCAGGCAGCAUGAGGGAUGAAAUUAACUUCCUCAAGGGCAUAUCUCAAUGGUUUCUGAACACAAGGAGUCAUCUAGGAAAGAGAUGAUGGAAUUAGUGUGGGCUGUGUGCUUUUGGGAGAGCAGACUUGGUGCUGUUGCUCAUGGUAGAUAAAAGCCACACUUAAAGCAGUGAGUUUAUGGAGUGUAUCAAACAGGAGAGGGGAGGCAACGUGCUUCAGGGGGAUAUUGGAAUAUACCUGACAAAACUUUUAAAUAUCAUGAGAAGGUAACAGAUUUACAGAUGAUUUGACUGAUGUCAGCCACAUAA
Messenger RNA from Indicator indicator, 4716 nucleotides. Its product is annotated as antigen WC1.1-like. The transcript is spliced from 16 exons. NCBI's taxonomy places the organism in Eukaryota, Metazoa, Chordata, Aves, Piciformes, Indicatoridae. Bases 187 to 3402 code for a protein of 1071 amino acids. Gene Ontology annotation, cellular component: membrane. The record is from RefSeq and is a predicted model, not a curated record.